Molecule: messenger RNA, 1374 nt
Organism: Blastomyces dermatitidis ER-3
Lineage: Eukaryota; Fungi; Ascomycota; Eurotiomycetes; Onygenales; Ajellomycetaceae
Exons: 2
Coding region: 1-1374 (457 amino acids)
Biological process (GO): maintenance of rDNA; regulation of exit from mitosis
Source: RefSeq, a predicted model, not a curated record
AUGCCGCCGCUCAUCCGGCGCCGACCACUUUCGGAACGGAUAAAGUCAUACUUGAAUCCCCUCGAUUUCCUGCUAUGGCUAUCAGAGGAGCUUGGUUCGAGUGAUUGGGAACAAUGGGAAAAGGAGUGGGCGAUCCCCUUUGGAAUUGGGUUAAAUGUGGUGUUCCUCAUAGCACGUGCGAAUAGCUGUACCAACAGCAGCAGGAUUGAGGACGACGUCUUUGGAGAUGUUGUAGAGACGAGUUUGUUGAGCUGGUUUGCUUCUUUCCUUGUUCACUUGUUAGCCUUCGCAUCGAUUUUCAACGCGUUCUACACCUUCUGGCGCAAACGCCAUUAUCGACUGUUCGAAGCACCAAUUGACAAUGUUCCGGCGACCCCUUCCGCACACCGAGUCCCAGUGAAUUCGUCACCCAUGGUUUCGUCGCCAAUGCGAUUUUUCUCUAGUGUGUUGUCCGUCGGGUCGGCGGAAGCAAGGUCACACCCAAACGCGCAACGGGAUGUUUGGGAGUUAGGCAUGUGGGAUCCUCAUCCGCUGUCAUUGAGGCUAUUAUGCCUUUUCAGCCCAGGGCAUGUCGUUAUAUACUGGCUCUUCCUCCCCACCUCCGCAAUAGAUCCGCGACCUAGCGUUACUAUUGUAACGACUCUAUUUCUUGCAACCCUACUAACAGUUCAAAUGUCAAUGCUAUCAUCCUCCUUCUCUCAACAAUUGAAAGACUCGAUGUUGGUUCAUAAAGAAGUUCUCAAUGAAUACGAUACCAAAUUUGUCCAUCCCCGAACACAGCCUAUGAUGCGCAGCGUGGCAACCCAACAUUCGGAAGAAAUGUCAUACAACGCCAAUUUUGAUGAGGCGUAUAAUACUGUGAACACCUAUACUCCAGCAAUACGUAGGGGCUUCAAAAUUAGCCCCAACCCCAAUUACGUCAGUCACAUAGACCCGGCAGGCGCUCUGGAAAAAUACUGCCAACCCCCUCGAUCUUCCACUUCAACUCCCCGUGUAUCAUCUACUAACGCCGACUUUUCUACCCCUACUUACGGCGUAGAUGCAUCAUCCCCACUCCACUCCCGUAGUUCAGCCAUUCGACAGCCUCAGUUUAGAUCCGUGUCUUCUACGGCUGAUGGUGGGAGCCUGGGGGUAUAUUCUCACGCGGCAUCCCCUCUUAGAAAGGCAACAUCGACCCAUUUCGACCACAGAAGCGGAUAUCGUGGCGAUGAACUUGACACUAGAGAUCGACUUCAUAGCCCAGUAAAACUCCCAUCGAGCCCGCUAAAGAGGUCAAGCGUCCCUGGCGGAAUAGGAAGUCCUGGACCUUCUCAGAAGUGGACCCAUCUCACUAACGCAGGCCGCGGGAUAAGACGUGACAGCGGACGGUUCUGA